ACGCCUCCGAAUUAUUGGACUUCAAAUACUACAAGCCCAACGUGGAGGGAAUCAAAGACAAAGCAGAGGAUAUACUGAAGGAACAGAAGAAGGAAAAUCCUGGUGGAAUUCCCUACAUCAUAUCGGCAGUUAAGACCUAUCCUGGAAAGUUCCUACUCUCGUAUAUAUCUGCCCCGUACUCGCUGUCGCCACGAGUUCGUUACAGUGACAUCCGAGGGCUUCAGAUUUCGAGCGCAGAUGUUCGGUAGGGUGAGCGAUCUACUACGCUGGUUCAAGAAACACUUUAGGGAUCCCGUCCCUGGACAAUCCACUCCGAGUACACCACGCGGCGCGAUGACUUCUAGGACACCUUACACUACUACGCCAGGAACAGUUAGCGGAAUGAAUCAAGAAGCAAUACAGCGAGUUGCACAGAACCUACCACAUCACAUGUUGCACUCGCUAUCGCAAGUGGCGAAUCAGACGCCGCAUCACUAUCCGCCACACACACCCGGAGCGGCUAGCGCUACCGGCUACGGCGGAGUACACACGUAUCCCAACACGCCGUAUACGCCGUCUGGCCAAACUCCGUUUAUGACCGCGCACCAGACGCCUCAUCACACUCCGCAUCAUGGCCAGCCUACUCCCAGAUACGGCCAACAAACCCCUAGCCAUCAUCAAGGGCCCUUCGUGCACCCGCCGCCGCCCUCGAUGACACCCAGCCAUCACAGGUCUGCUCAAUUGCACAGACCUACACCACCUCUGUCCACUCUUUUCGGCGACCCGACGGAUUGGAAGAAGGCCGCCGAGGAUUGGGCAGCACGUAUAAAAAGCGGUUCGCGAGUCUCCGGAUCGACGCCCAGGUACGAGGAGUCUAGAAGAACUCCACGUAACUAUGACGAGCCGGUCGGCAGAACAACGCCCUCCGGAAGGAGCAGACCUUCGUCUACGCGUACUCCGUCGUACAGAUCUCCGCGAGGCACCCCACAUACAAAUUCUAGUCCACGAAGUAUGUCGCUCAGCGGAGACGGUACUCCUCUGUACGACGAGAGCUAACGGGAUUGUGCAUAGCUGAUUAUAUUUAUUAGACAACGUCAUAUCACGCUAUGAAUGAAUAAUAAGAGUGCGCGUACUCUCGACGACGGGGCUUUCAUCCUGAGACGUCGAUUGCUAGCGAAAUUGAACCGAUCAUUAAUCGUUGCAGACAUGCAACACGUAGUAAAUUCUUCUACUUUUUUGCAUGCGAGGUUUCGUUUGCGAUCAAGAGAGGGAUCGCCGAUUGUAAACUACGGUGUUGUAGUGUACGAUUGUAAAGUAUGGUGUAAUUUAUUCUUUAACUAUUCUUCCUAUGUAUAUAAUAAAAUUUACGGAAACUUUACGAAGGCCUGAA
This is a messenger RNA of Temnothorax curvispinosus, 1369 nucleotides long. RefSeq names its product transcription elongation factor SPT6-like. The transcript has 4 exons. The record is from RefSeq and is a predicted model, not a curated record. NCBI's taxonomy places the organism in Eukaryota, Metazoa, Arthropoda, Insecta, Hymenoptera, Formicidae. The coding region runs from base 238 to 1035 and encodes 265 amino acids.